Talaromyces rugulosus is the source of this 960-nucleotide messenger RNA. RefSeq lists its product as uncharacterized. The transcript has 2 exons. The record is from RefSeq and is a predicted model, not a curated record. The coding region runs from base 1 to 960 and encodes 319 amino acids. Lineage: Eukaryota; Fungi; Ascomycota; Eurotiomycetes; Eurotiales; Trichocomaceae. Gene Ontology annotation, molecular function: protein binding; transcription cis-regulatory region binding. Gene Ontology annotation, cellular component: nucleus. Gene Ontology annotation, biological process: positive regulation of transcription by RNA polymerase II.
AUGACCUGCAGUUACAUGAACACCGUUUUAGACUCCGUGUUGUACAAACGCGCCAUCGCUACAGGCGUGUACAAGCAAAAGUUUCUAUACGCGGCCAUUUGGGGCAAGGCAACUGCUAUAUCUAAAUUCUUGAAGGAAGGCGUUUUAAUGACCCAAUUCAAUAACAACACCUACACAUGGUCGUCCUGUGAUUAUCACAAUCUAAGCCACGCGAAACGGAACACUCCAACUUGGGAUCCGGAAAUUCAUCCACUAUUGGCUGCUGUGCUUUUCGGCCACGUUGAGGUAGUGAGGACGUUGCUAGCAGAGGGCAAUGCGAAUGUUGACUUUGAGAAUGACUCUGGGGAGACCGCAUUGAUUUAUGCGAUAAAUAAUGACCGUCUCGAUGUGGCCGAAAUUCUACUGGAACAGGGAGCGAACCUGAUGGUGCUUGAUGAGAACGACAACAAAUAUUCACCGUUUAUAUACGCGGCGAAAGUUGGCAACCAAAAUGCGCUUGAAUUGAUGUUACUCGAAUUUUUCUUGCUCAACGGUGUCUGUGUCAAUGAUUACUUUCAAGACGGGGACAGUCUACUUUACCAUGCAUCUAUCAAGGCUCAUUACAAAAUGAUCAAACUGUUAGUGAAGUAUGGGGCAAGAAUGGAAAACGAAAAGGACACUGGUGUGGUGUCUGUCUUUCACCACCAGCCACUUCCAGCAGCUAAGCCCGUUGUCAGGGAACUUUUAAAAUUCGGUUGUAAUGUGGCAAAUGGUAAUCGUCAUGCUUGUGCUUUAUGGCGUAUAGCUCGAGGCUACAACAGAACGCUGAACCCUGACCGUAAACUAAUUGGCCUCCUCCAAGAACGCGGAUUCGACAAGGAAAAAUGCCGGGACAAAUGUUGGGCGAAAAGCAGAUAUCUCUUCCAAGGGGAUGACAUGACGAGUGACGAAUUUUUUAACUACGUCAAAGGUGAUGCAUAG